Messenger RNA from Acanthoscelides obtectus, 1406 nucleotides. Lineage: Eukaryota; Metazoa; Arthropoda; Insecta; Coleoptera; Chrysomelidae. The record is from the annotation of a GenBank genome assembly.
CAGUGAAGCUUCGGGAUCGGCGCUUGGAGCGUCAGCGUGAUCGCAGGACGGGAUUGACAGGCAUUCGCCCAUGUGACGGAUCGCGGAAAUGUGAACCAGCCCGAUUGAAUUGUCUAUAACAGACAAGACGCACAACUAAAUGCACAUCAAACAACGAUCGGCGUCACGCUUCCUCACGUCAAUUAUUUUCCCGUAGCUACAAUGGUUGUUCAAAUACGAGGUGCCUGCAAAACUAGAUCGAAUUAUGGAUUUUGAAGCAGUCAUUUAGCUGCCAUAUAGUUUUUUUUCUGAGAUCUUGUAAAAUCCGGCCCACCCUGCAGGUUCGCAUUGUCCAAGCGCGGCACCUUUUUCUUCGCAGUUCACCAUUAAAGUUCGAAAAGGGGCCAAGCGUCCCGUAGACGGUUGACAAGACGAGCGUCGUCGGGUGGUCCGCGUUGGCCUAUUUGGGCCGAUUCGCGUGGCAAGCCGUCAAACUGAAGCAAGUACGCACCACCGAGUACGACCUGUUGAUCGUAGAUUACGACCCUCUCCUGAUGGAGAACACAGAAACGGAAGACGACGCCGAAUGGAACUGCUCAGUACAUCCCAGCGUAUUCUUUCUGUUAGGGACGCUAGUGCUAACGACGUGCGCAACGGGCAUGCUGUGCGCUGCAAUAAUGACAGAUCAUUGGGAGGAGGUCACGUGGGACAAGCAAAAACUGGAAGUGUUGGCCAAUAACACCGUCCGAUUGCAGUGGCUGUUGGACAAGGCCGUAGCCAGGAUAUCAACGAAUGACAUCAGGGAUAAGACGAUCGCGUUUCUGGUACCGAUGCACGGAGGCAUAUGGACGUUAUGCGUCAGUUUGACAGACGAAGAGCUGUCGUUGCUGAGCAGAGUAGGAUUUCCGUCUGUCCAACCAUGUGUCAAUUAUCUAUCAGGUGGCAUCGACGGGAUUCGAGGUUAUGAGCCCAGGGCAGACUGGCAACAUCGGAUGCAGAACUUGUCUAUCUCGUGCGCUCUGGUGUGCCUGAUUAUACUCGGUAGCGCAGCGCUGGUGGGAGCCUUCGGGGUUUUCCAACAUCAAAUCAGCGCCGUACUGGUCACUGGGGUCAUGUAUCUUUUGGCCGCAUCAUUCGCACUGUUCACGCUGACGAUAAUCCAUUUCAAACGGCUGCACAGCAAACCGACCAGAGGAGGUGCUGACGACGCGGUCGAGCAUUCAUCUUCCGCUGUGGACGGAGUGGUCGGACCAGCCGGUCUCGCGAGAGGUAUCAGGGACCUACUCCCAGCCAGACAGUUCAGCACCUCCUGGUCUCUGGAUCUCGGCUGGGGAGGAGUUAUGCUGUGCGUCAUGACCAGCGUACUAUGGAUACUGCUCAGCAAAAUUAUGCGAUUCAAUCCGAUUUCCAGCAUGAUACAUUAUUAG